Molecule: messenger RNA, 1743 nt
Organism: Talaromyces atroroseus
Lineage: Eukaryota; Fungi; Ascomycota; Eurotiomycetes; Eurotiales; Trichocomaceae
Exons: 6
Coding region: 1-1743 (580 amino acids)
Biological process (GO): regulation of DNA-templated transcription
Molecular function (GO): DNA-binding transcription factor activity; sequence-specific DNA binding
Source: RefSeq, a predicted model, not a curated record
AUGAACAGAGUCGCCGAGCUCCCCUCGAGAAGCCCCUUCUCCGUCCCAGGCGACAGACAGCGGAACAUUCCUGUGCUGAAUUCCUCCGUGCCGGCUGCUGAAGCUCAUCGCGGUGAUCCCAUGGAGGUGACAAGUGCCGUGCCGGCGACGUCGGUUUCAACCCACUCAGAUGGCGACUCCAGCGUACCCAAUGCAAACGGUUCGUCAGACGGUCCCAACACAAGUCACGCGAAUAGUUCAGGUCCGGGUCAAUCGCUAGGAGCAGCCGCCGCGGCGCAGCAACCAAAGGUAGUCCAGACGGCAUUUAUACAUAAGCUAUACAACAUGCUUGAAGAUCCGAGCAUCCAGCAUCUGAUCUCAUGGUCCACUUCGAACGAAAGCUUUGUCAUGUCCCCCACCUCCGAUUUCUCUAAGGUCUUGUCGCAAUACUUCAAACACACCAACAUCUCGUCGUUUGUGCGACAAUUAAACAUGUACGGAUUUCACAAAGUAAGCGAUGUCUUUCAUACGAGCUCGCCUGACUCAGCGCUCUGGGAAUUCAAACACGGCAAUGGGAACUUCAAAAGAGGCGAUUUGGUUGGUCUCCGAGAGAUCAAACGGCGAGCAUCCCGACAUACUCUUAUCCACCGGGAUUCCUUCUCGAACAACAAGCCGGGACUAUCGCAACCGGGAACUCCAGCUGAGCCCAUACCCGAUACGGGCGACAUGCGCAUCUUGAAUUUGGAGCACUCGAUGUAUGAGAUGCAAAAUCGCAUGUUGCGGUGGGAAGAGACCAACUACAUAUUGAGCUCUCGGUGUCAGGCGCUGGCAGAAUGCCUUGUCAAAUGCCAUCAGUGGACAAAUUCCAUUUCUCAAGUCCUUGUUACCAUGCAUCAAGAUCGUGACAGUACUCUAUAUCGCGAUGUUUCGGAGCUACAACAGGAGAUUGAACGGCAUCUAGAUAGCACACGUGCUCUGGAGACUCCUCAUGAAAGUCUUCUGUCUAGUCGACAACAGCCGUUCUACGCGAACGUAGCGGAAGCUGGCCCGCCUCUUUCUCCACGUCAGAUGCCUCAGGAUGACAGCCGCCGUCCUUCACUGGCAGAUACCUCCAAGCCAAAUGCUCUGAGAACUCAUAUUUCUCAACAUCUAGCUGCUUCACCCCGUCGUUACGGUUCUAUUGGCACCGGUCAUUCUUCUCCAGGUUACAAUCGGCCGCCACUUCCUCCUCAGCAGCAACCUCCACUGCCUCCGCCAUUGUCCACAGCUACCUCACCAUCUGAUUCAAGUAUGCUUGCCCGUCGACAUACUUCCGCAGAUAUCCGCCAGCACGGGUGGCCGCCAAGCGGGAUAUCGCCCUUUGGAAAUACAGCCGGCAACUCAUCUGGGCCGUGGCCGUCUUCUCCACAUCGAAUCCCUGCGUCAAGCGAUCAGCAAGUUCGCGAGGUCUUAGCACAGUACGAGCUCAGUGGGUCAAGGCGACGGAACCACAUAUCGCGACAUGCCACACCGCCUCUAGGCCCUCCUGAAUCAGGUCCACCACCACUUUCAUCUUCAUCUUCACAUCAACACCUAAGCGUUGAUCCUGCGUGGUCUGCUUCUGGCGCCUCCAGAUUCACACGUUAUGACACUUCUCUGCCAGCUACACGUCGAUCCAGUAUGGCUAGCAAUGUGCACUCACUUCUCAAUCCUACUGAUACUAGCGAACGGCCCGAGGAAGACGAUCCCAUCACCGAGGACCGCAAACGGAAACGAGUUCAAUAG